Molecule: messenger RNA, 3498 nt
Organism: Ctenopharyngodon idella (grass carp)
Lineage: Eukaryota; Metazoa; Chordata; Actinopteri; Cypriniformes; Xenocyprididae
Gene: arfip1
Product: ADP-ribosylation factor interacting protein 1 (arfaptin 1)
Exons: 10
Coding region: 173-1612 (479 amino acids)
Biological process (GO): intracellular protein transport; regulation of Arp2/3 complex-mediated actin nucleation
Cellular component (GO): trans-Golgi network membrane
Molecular function (GO): protein domain specific binding; phospholipid binding
Source: RefSeq, a predicted model, not a curated record
CUACUGACACACACGUCCUCUUCCGGGUGUGUUUGAAAAGACUUUCUCUGAGCUGUGGAGGGACUCGCUGUGUGUCGAAUGAUACACACAGCAACUGAAACUCAAGCCAAGAUCAUUUUUAUGAAACGAGCUGUGCAACAGGAAAGAGAACAGUUGUAAUCUCUGUGCAGGAAUGUCAGAAGCUAGUUUUGACUCGGAGAAGAAUGCUUCACAGGAUAAUCAAUCGGACCCUAAAGAACAGGGCCUCCAAAAUACUGCUGAAUCUCUGAGCCAAUCAGAGGCCAGAAAAAACAGCCUGGAUGAGUCGCACAUGACUGAAAUUGACAUCAGUGAGAACAAUGAAGUUGGAAACCACAAUUAUACUCCUAGUGAGGAUGGUGAUGAAGAUGAAGAUUCUCAGACCCACAGUAAAACUAGUGGAAUCACUCAGGAUAAUCCUAAUUCUGAAAGAAUGAGCAGUGUGACGACAAAAGCUGAAGUGAAGGUGGCUAUGGCAGAAGAGGCCCACAGAAGCCCUGCUGCCCAAAUCUCAGUCACCAGAAACGGAGAAGCAGACAAAAGUCACGAGGAAGUGUUUCAGAGGGAUGUGCCACAUAAUAUCUCUGGACCAAUCAUGUCACACUCCCACAGUUCACCUGAAAACUAUGCAAUGAAUGAGGGAGUGGUCCAAGUGGGUCCAUACACAGGGUCGCCAUUCCAGGCCACCACACCUACAGUUGUCCCCAGUCCUGCAGCAGCCAGCCGGCUAGCUCGCAGCAUCAGUGAUAGUCAGGUGGAGACACAGAAAGGUGCUUUGAGAGAGCAGCAGAUGGGAGGAGCAGUAGUCCUUGCUGAUGACAUAAAGAGUCCUGCCAUAGAGAAACUGGAGCUGGUGAGGAAGUGGAGCAUCAACACUUACAAAUGCACUAAGCAAAUUCUGUCGGAGAAGUUAGGUCGGGGCUCCCGUACAGUUGAUCUGGAGCUGGAGGCUCAGAUCGAGGUUCUUCGUGACAACAAACGCAAGUACGAGCAUGUUGUCAAACUGGCACAGACGCUGUGCACUCAACUGGCGCAGAUGCUGCAGACGCAAAGACAUCUAGGUGAUGCGUUUGCCGACCUUAGUCUCAAGACACCCGAACUACAUGAGGAAUUUGGCUACAAUGCUGAAACUCAAAAACUCCUGGCGAAAAAUGGAGAAACCCUGUUGGGAGCUAUCAACUUCUUCAUCGCUAGUGUUAAAACUCUAGUGGAUAAAACUAUAGAGGACACCUUGAUCAACAUUAAGCAAUAUGAAGCAGCAAGGGUUGAGUAUGAUGCGUAUCGCACAGAUUUAGAGGAGCUCAAUCUGGGUCCACGGGACGCCAACACACUCCCCAAGAUUGAGCUGUCUCAGCAACAGUUCCAGAUCCAUCGUGAAAAAUAUGAAAAGAUGCGCAAUGAUGUCUCUGUCAAACUGAAGUUUCUGGAGGAAAACAAGGUGAAAGUUUUGCACAACCAGCUGAUUCUCUUCCACAACGCCAUUGCAGCGUACUUCGCAGGCAACCAACAGCAGCUGGAACAGACCCUUAAACAGUUCCACAUCAAGCUAAAGUUACCAGGAGGAGAAACCCCCUCUUGGCUGGAGGAGCACUGAUUGAGUCACGUUGUAUGAUCCAGAGUGGAGGGCAGAGUACGGCAUAGCUGAAAUACGUGCACUCCUAAAGGAAACCAAAUCAAAACAAAAAAAAGCAAAAAUGUUUCUAUCACUCCUUUCCCUAUUUACUCUUUACAGGACACUAAAACCUGUCAAUAAAUGUCUAAGACAGGAAACCGUUUUGAUAAAAGAGAUUAAUAUUUAGCUCCUCUCUUUAUCCUUGUUAUGUCUGACUUGUCACUUGAAGUUUAGUUUUUAAUAAAUGCUUUUUCUUUUGUCAGAGAGUUUGCACUCUCUUGCACAACAAAAAGAAAAAACAAUCUUGUUGUUUCUGAAUCAAGUUACCAGCACUUUAUGGUAUACAAAAUACAGACAAAUUAACAGGAAGCAGAAAGAAAUGAGGCACCCUGUGAAUGUUGUAGAGCCUUUAAUGUAGUUUUUACGCAGAGAUGAUUCAAAAUCAAAUUGAUCUUGGAAUAAAAGGCAUUACUAGUCUGAGACUUAAUUCCUGCCUUUUCACCCUUUUCUACACCUCACUUGUGUCCACCUCUCCUAACCUUUCUUAUCGAGCUGCACUGUUAUAUUGUCAAGUACAAUGGCAUAAAUUUCCACACUGCCACCUUCAAGGGCAUGUUGAACUGAAAAGUUGACCAUUUUAGUACAAACUUGAAGUUUUGCUAUGAUGCGUUUGCUGUUCUCACAAUUAAAAUGGAAAAAGGGCAGGAUAAUUGGAGGUUAUAAAUGCUUAAUCUUUGGCUUUUUAUCUUUAAAGUUUGCUAAAAUUUUUAAAGUAAACCUUUUGUAGAUCCCAUGGGAAGGGGAUGGGUCUUCAUUUCUGACUUGAUGUGCCUUGCUCUUUGUCAAUCAUCAAUUUUAAUCAUCUUCAGUGUUGUCAGGAGUUGCGAAAAACAAAUAUACUCCCAUUGCUAUCCUACAGACUAUAGAGUGGACCAAUAAACACAGCCAUAUGUGCAGCCCUGGAUAAUCACACAUGCGUAUACAUAGACCAGCAACCUUUAUUUAACUUGACAUUUACAGUCUGUGCUAUCUUUUUCUUUUCUUUUUUUUUUUUCUUUUUUUUUCAAUCUCUCCUUGCAUUCCGUUUCUUCAAUAACUAAGCCAGGAAACUAUUUUGUACAAAAUGUAAACCAAAUUAAUUUGACAUGAAAUACCAUGUCAGCUGCCUCAGCUGUUUAUAUCUGUUUGGGUUUUGUUGUUCUUUCUCUGUGCAUCUUUCUUUCUUUCUUUUUACAUGUUGAAGGAAGAAGAGCUUUUCUGAUUAUUAUAGCAAGGGUCCAAUAAAUUUAACUUUGUAAAUACAGAAGUAUAACAUUUGAUUAAAUUAGAUUAACCCAGUACCAACUCAGAUGCUAAACUUGAAAAGCCUUAGAUUUGGACAUUUAAAGAAAUUCUGCCAUAGCAGUAUGUAGCUGGGGGAAAAUGUCAAAGGAAAUGAAUGUAGAACAAAUUAAUAUAAAAAUAGAUAAAAUAUGGAUGCCAAAUGGAAUGUUAUGUUUUACUUAUAGCCAGAAUUCACAAUUAUGCAGUUGUUUAUUCUUGGAGACUCUUAAAACAUCCUCAAACCUUGUUUUCCUGGUCUUGCCUUCUUUCAUUUGAUGAACUACCUUUUAGUUUCUGUGUGAUUUUCAGUUCUGUCUUAACAGCAGACAGAUACCAAUGUACAGUAAACGUAUGUGAACUGACUGACAUGCAUAGACACAAAUAUAUAUUUGUAAAAUCUUGUAUUUUACUUUGGGUAUAAAGAAUUUUGCUGUGUGCUUUUUUGAGGAUUUGUUGAUAAAUAAUGGACUGGGUGUUUAAGGGCAAAAAGACAAAGUCCUGAAUGUUGAAUCAUGGGAGACUAUAAUAAAAUUUUUCAUUCAUAA